Molecule: messenger RNA, 1883 nt
Organism: Drosophila grimshawi
Lineage: Eukaryota; Metazoa; Arthropoda; Insecta; Diptera; Drosophilidae
Product: protein anon-37Cs
Exons: 2
Coding region: 163-1725 (520 amino acids)
Molecular function (GO): polyamine oxidase activity
Source: RefSeq, a predicted model, not a curated record
AGAAAAUAUCUGAUAUAUUGUGAGAGCAUUUGAAAAUAUGUCUGAUUGCGACAAAAUUUUGGUCGAUUGAAAACAUCAAAUAUAAAUAAAUCACAACCGAUUCAGAUUUUACAAAAUUAACUACACUUUUCCAAGCCGGGUGAGAUUUUGAUUUGCAAUGUUAUGUAUAGACUAGCUAGCAGGCGCAGCUUAUACAAUGCAGCGGCACUUCAAGCGGAGGUAACCGGACUGCAGCAGCAUGGAAACCGUCACGAUUUCAACUACAACUUGGAGUCGACAAAGCUGAAUGCCCAAAUUGUUAUCAUUGGUGGUGGGCUGGCGGGCCUGUCAGCUGCGCAGCAUCUCCUGGCCAAUGGAUUUCACAAUACACUCGUGCUGGAGGCAACGGAUCGUUAUGGGGGUCGCAUUAACUCCAAACGUUUCGGCGACACAUAUUGCGAACUGGGUGCAAAGUGGGUUAACAUUGAUGGCUCCCACGACUCCAUGUACGAGCUGUUACGCAAUGCCGAAGGAUUGACCAAAGAGCUCAAACAGCCAACGCGCGUCAGAUAUAUACACGCAGAGGGCGAGGGGCAGCAGAGUAACAUUCCGCCCAGAAUGGUGGAGCUGAUAGACACGCUGUUUCGAGACUUGUGUCGCGGCUACAGGGUACGUGACAAGGUGAAAAGUGGAGGUGAUCUGCACUCGCUGGACAAUGUUAUGAGCUACUUUCAGUCGGAGAGUGAUAAGCUCAUAAGUGCAUCGUUUAAGCUGCCCAGCGAACAGACAAUGGCUCGUGAAAUCUUUCAGUCACUUUUCAAGGAUUUCAGCAGUAUAUUGGGCUGCUGUCUGGAGUAUAUGAAUAUCCAGUACGUGACCAGCUGUCCACUCGAGCAGGAAUCGAAUCCCAUUUACGUGCCCACUGGCCUGGACAAUAUUGUGAAUGAUCUAACACACAACUUGGGCGGCCAGCAGCUGCAGACGGGCAAACCAGUUGGCCAGAUACAAUGGAAAACGCAAACAGAAUGCCAGCUUGUUGGCUGCUUGGAUGGCAGUUUGUACCAUGCUGAUCACAUCAUCUGCACGCUGCCACUGGGUGUGUUGAAGAACUUUUCGGCAGCGCUGUUUAAGCCCAUGCUCCCACUGAAUAAGUUACAAGCCAUACAGAAUCUGGGCUUUGGUAAUCCCGUCAAGAUCUAUCUUUCGUACAAACGGCCUAUCAAUCACUGGCUAAAAUCAAAUUUUCGUCCAUUGGGCUCACUGCUGAAGCCAAUUCAAACGCAAGCCGCUGAUGUCAGCAGCGCUAAUCCGCUGCGUUGCUGGACACAACAGGUUGUGGAAAUAUCUCAGCAGCCGAGCAGCAGGCAUGUUCUAGAAAUACGCGUCGGUGGCGGCUACUAUGAUGAGAUCGAGAAGCUGCCGGAUGCAACGCUGCUGGAGCAGAUAACGAAUCUGUUGCGCCAGUGUCUCUGUAAUCCGCGUAUUCCCUAUCCGCAGGCCAUGUUGCGCUCGAACUGGAAUAGCUCGGCCUGCUAUCUAGGCGGCCGACCCUAUUUCUCCGUCAACAGCAGCGCCCGGGAUGUGCAGAGCUUAGCGGCGCCGCUCGGGGAUGCAGCACCGACGCUGCUCUUUGCCGGCGAUGCGACGGCACUUAACGGCUUUGGCACCAUAGAUGGGGCACGAUCGAGCGGCAUACGCGAGGCGCAGCGCAUCAUUGACUUUUACAACAUGAAGUAUUGCGCCUAAUCUCACACCUGGCAUAUUUCGAUACAAAUUCAGAGGCUGUAGUCCAAAUUAAUAGUUAUAAAUUUGUUAAAUAUUAUUUAAGCACAUUUAUUAAAUAGGAUAGCAUUUAAAAACAUCAACAACAAUAAUAACGAUGAUUUAUUUUCUGAUUAUGCGAA